Molecule: messenger RNA, 549 nt
Organism: Phyllotreta striolata
Lineage: Eukaryota; Metazoa; Arthropoda; Insecta; Coleoptera; Chrysomelidae
Source: the annotation of a GenBank genome assembly
AUGUUGUCAUUGGCAAAUUUAAGACAAAGUUUAAUAAAACCCAAUGUAUCUAAAACGAUAUUUACGUCGAGUUUAAGACAAAGUAGUAACACCGAUGAUAUAAUUCUAGAACACAAGGACAUUACCAAAGACCGAACUGAAAAAAUUCCCGUUGAAACUAGCAUUAGAUACCUGAAGAGUCUUGCCUUUGAGAAAACGUACGAAGGGAAGCCGGUGUGGGUUCUGUACAGAAGAAAUCACAAGGGAUUGUUUCCGCCCAAGAAAACCAGAAAAACCUGUAUAAGAGCUGGCCAAAUAUCUACUGGCAACCCAUGUCCGAUAUGUAGAGACGAAUACUUAGUACUGCACGAAAAGAAUGUCGACUUGCUAAAACAAUUCAUUUCCCCACAGACUGGAAGCAUUCUAAGCUAUUCCAAAACGGGUUUAUGUCAAAAGAAGCAUGAAGAACUUAUAGUGGCGAUCAAACGAGCUUACGAUAGGGGAUUAAUCACAUUUGAUGUGCCAUUUAGGAAGUACGAUUACUCAGAUUUCGCUCCUAAAUCGACGUAA